ACAGGAAGCUUUAAGAUGAGUAGCACGUGUUAAAGUGGGUUGUUUUAAUGGUCAUCUGGUUUCGGUCUGAUUCAUCUUCUGUGGAGCAGCGCGCGGUGGCCGCUAGUAACCGCACGAGGAAUCCGCUCUGUUCUGCGUUUCAUCGUUUCCUGUCUCGCCCCUGGUUCUCAUCUCAGCGGGAAAAAGAAGAGGAAGGUAAAUAAAAAUAAAAAAACAGACAUCAUGGUUGCCGGCGAGCUCGUGCAGGAGCAUCUGCGCGCGGAUACCGGCGCACCUGACGACAUCACGGUCGGAAGGAAGACUUCCGAGCCGGAGGGCGCAGCCGAGCCGUACGCGGAUGCGACAUACGGAGCGGCGCCGACGCACGGGGCGGGGGAGGUAGACAGCACCGACCCUGCGCUGGAGCAGGAGCAGGAGCAGGAGGUGGUGCCGCCGGAUGAAAGAGAGGCGAUGCUGCCUAACGGAGGAGGAGGCGGAGGAGGAGGGGAGGAGGAAGGGAAGAAGCUGGAGACCAGGCUGUACUGCCGGCGGUUCGCGGUGCUGACCGUGUUCAGCCUGUACUCCCUGGUGAACGCCUUCCAGUGGAUCCAGUACAGCAUCAUCACCAACGUGUUCACGCGCUACUACGGGGUGAGCAACGAGGACGUGAACUGGCUCUCCAUCGUCUACAUGGUGGCCUACGUGCCGCUCAUCUUCCCGGCCACCUGGCUGCUGGACCGGAGGGGUCUGCGGCUCACGGCUCUGCUGGGCUCCGGCCUCAACUGCGCCGGCGCGCUGCUCAAGUGCGCCAGCGUGAGCCCCGAGCUGUUCGGAGUCACUGUCUCCGCGCAGGUCGUCUGCUCCGUGGCGCAGGUGUUCAUCCUCGGCCUUCCGUCCCGCAUCGCCUCGGUGUGGUUCGGACCCCGGGAGGUUUCCACCGCUUGCGCCACGGCAGUGCUCGGGAAUCAGCUGGGAACAGCCAUAGGCUUCCUGUUGCCUCCGGUUUUAGUUCCCAACACGCCUGAAGACGACGAUCUGACAGGUCACAACAUCAGCAUCAUGUUCUACGGCACCGCUGCCGUCUCAACUGCUCUCUUCAUCCUCACCGUCAUAGUCAUAAAGGACCGGCCUCCCCUCCCUCCCAGUCAGGCCCAGGCCGUCCUCCCAGACACUCCUCCUGAGGAUUACUCCUACAAACAGUCCAUCAUCAACCUGAUGAAGAACAAAGCCUUUGUCCUGCUGCUCAUCAGCUACGGAAUAAUGACCGGAUCCUUCUACUCUGUCUCAACACUCCUCAACCAGAUGAUCAUCGCCUGCUACGAGAACCAGGAGUUGAACGCUGGGAGAAUUGGUUUGACCCUGGUUGUCGCUGGGAUGGUGGGAUCCAUCCUCUGUGGCCUGUGGCUGGACCACACGAAGACGUACAAGAUGACGACUCUGAUCGUGUACAGCCUCUCCUUUCUGGGCAUGCUGGUCUUCACCUUCACUCUGAACCUCGACGACAUCUACCUGGUCUUCUUCACCGCUGGAGUCCUGGGGUUCUUCAUGACGGGUUACCUGCCUCUGGGCUUUGAGUUCGGGGUGGAGAUCACCUACCCCGAGUCCGAGGGGACGUCGUCUGGACUCCUCAAUGCUUUCGCUCAGAUAUUCGGGAUCAUUUUCACUCUGAUUCAGGGCAAACUGACCACAGAUUACAACCCAGUGGCUGGAAACCUCUUCCUCUGUGCUUGGAUCUUUCUUGGGAUACUGCUGACUGCCUUAAUCAAGUCAGAACUGAAGAGACACAACGUCAACAUGGGUGCAGACAGCAACCACCUCGCACUCCCCACCGAGUGUCCCGGGGACUGUCCUUCAGACAAGACGACCAACGGAGUCAAGCUGGAGCCGUCGAUCAGCUUCUCCCGUGAAACCUCGUUGUGACCCUGCCAAGUCCCUGAACUGCAGGACGAUACGGAGGUGUCCCCCGCUGCCCUGGGAAACACGUUGGCGCCACAGUCGACGUGAUGCAUUUAAAGGUGCACUUGAUUUUUAUUGCCAAGUAUAAUUUCCUCGAAAUCUGGAAAGCCGAAGGCUCUGGAUGUGAGCCAGGUCUAAUCAAGCACAGCCACAAUCUACACUGGAUUCAGGCCGGGGUGGGGGGACCAGCAUCGAUCAGAGGGAGGACCCAGGUCGUGCUCCCAGACACUUGCAAAGAAGAAGCAUUACCUCCAGUUUUGGGUCGGUAAGAAAGUGUGUAAGCCAUGGCCAUGCAGAAGAAGCUCCACUGCACUUUAACUGUGUUGUAGUUUGUGAAAAGUGGCGUUUUUAGUUUGGUUACCGGAUGCAAAUCUGACUUCGAAGGAAAACAGAAGUCGUGGAUCAUGAUCACAAGGUUCGCUGCAGUAAAAAGAAAAGACUCCAGUGACUGUGGAGGAGUCACAGCAGCAGGUGGAGUGUCGCAGUCUGCAGGUGUCUCUGAGGAGGGAAAUAAAGAGCCAUUCUUUUUGGUUUUGUCCUGCGGCCUCUGCCCACCGCACAGCGCCAACAUUUCCUGAGUUUACUUGAAUUAUCCUUUGAUGCUCUGGACUGCAGUUGUCAGAAACACUGUAAAUGUUAUCGUCUUUUCAUUUAGUCUCCGUGAACCUAGAGGAUCUUUGAUUCACGUUCAUACUGAAACCUGUUCUGAAGCUGCUUCAGCUUUGGAAAAAUCAACAUAAAUCAUGUUUAUUUUUCUACAAUGCUGCAUUUCUGACAAGCCAAGAAGCGGCUGCCCAUAAUUUAGCAUAGUUAGCAUUAGUCUGCGCAGUAAGUCCUAUAAGGUCUAAACAAAUACAAAGUGCAUGAAAGUAAAUGCAUCUCUCACAGCUGACAUUGUUUGAAAGCCACAGGUUUUAUUUGCAGCUUCUUUUUGACACAGGUUUACACAUGAAUGUGCUUUUUAUUUGCUGGGAUACAUAAAUAUCUGGAGUUAAAUCUUCCUGUUAUAGCUAAAAAACAAAAAUCCAACAUCCAAUCACUGAGGUGAAACAGUAAAAUGUUUGGAAGAAUUUAAGAUUUGAAGGUGCAUCCCUGAGGGGAGUGGAGGGAAGGUGAAGGAAUGUGGAGAUAGUUUACUCCAUGUAUGAAAGGGCCCUGACAUUAACUAUAACCAAAAAUCACAACACUAGAAUUUAUGUGAUUUUAAUUGUAAAUUAUAAGUGAUUCUCAAAAUGUUUGGGUCCCUGUCUAGAGGCCUAUUUAUUAACUAAUUUAUUUCAUCCAUCAUAUUGUUUUUUAUCAUGUCAAAAUCUCAAUGUGAAAUCACAGUAAGUCCAGUGACGCCUUGACGAUACCUUGAUUUGUCUAAUUAAUAAGGUUAAAGAAGAUAAUGACAGGAGAGAAACAACUGUCUGCUGUCGUGAAGUAAAUAUGUACUGUAUGUUAUAUGUGAAUGGCUUGUACAAUGGCUUAAACCACUAUGGACCAAACAGAAUGUGAACAUGUUCUGAGUUCAGUGCACAAUAAGAAAUAACACGCACAACGUCACGUUUUAUACUCAAGUGCAUGAUUUCAGGUGUGUUUUUAAUGUCGGCUGCUCUCCGUUGUUACACUGAGGAUCUGUGGGUCAACUCGAGCUGCUGCUGGUGAGACAUGGAGGCAUGACAGAGGGCAUAGCGCCAUCUUGUGGGUUUUCCACAGUAAUGACAAAGUAAGCAGAGUGGAUAGGAGAAGCACAAACGUGUAACAUAAGACUAUGCUAAUUUAUAUUUUCAGAUCUACCAGUUUGUUUUAAUUCUAUCAGAUCAUAAAGGGCCUGUGGAAGGACUUUUGCUUUAUUUAGCCUCUUUUUAACCAUUUAAAACUCAAAACUUUUCUUUUUACCUACAGCUUCUGAAGUUUCAGAACAUGUAAAAUCUGUUUUUAGCCUUUUCCAUUCUCUGUUCAAACUUUUGCAGCCCCUCCUUUACCAGCUACAGUAUUAGUGGUACAUACAUUCAUGCACCAAUAAUUUAAUAUACCUUUUUUCUCUGAAAUGGGCCCAUUCUGCAUAAUAAGUACUUUUAUGUUUGGUACUUUACGUAUAUUUUGAUGCUAAUACUUUUAAAAUUAUGAGUAUUUGUAACAGGUAAUGAUAUUUGUUUCUUAAGUUUCAGAUGACUUUUGUUUUUCUCUGGAAACUAAAAUUCAAUUUCACUCUGCAACAUUUUAAAAACAAUUCUGUUUCAGUGACAUUAUAUUAUUUACUGUCAAGACUUAAAAAGUUGAUACGUUUCCAAAUGAAUCAUCAGAAGAAUCAACAAACUGUUUAUUAAUUAAUGGCAUUUGGCAAUGACGUGAUUUUUCACAAAAUUACUGUGUCACACUGUAAAACAGCAGAAAGGCAUUGUACUUAUAUGGCCAUAACAUAACCUUAAUGUUUCAAUAUACUAUUCCUUUAACAUGUUUGCGUGUUAAAUCUUCUUUUUGGUUGAAAACAUUUGGUUCUGUUUUUUUUCCAGAAAUUGAAAAUGUUUUCUGUGUAAACUUGUAGGAACGACUGAUGCUUUCUUCUGUUGUGUGGUUCUUAGUAGAUGAAGAUCUAACAGUUCUUUUUUGUAACAGGAACUUUUAUACAGCUCUAAAGUCUUGUUUGUAAAAUUUUAUUUGUUUUGUCAAGUUAGGCUAUUUAUUAACAAUGAAUAUGAAUAAAUUAUAGCAAAUAGCACUGAGUAAAAUUAUGAAUGGUCUUCAACAUUUCUCUAUAUGACCAAAAAAGAUUUUUCAAGAGAAAUCAGUAAAAGAUACUUGACUGCUGCUACAAUCAAUGUAUUAACCCCUCUUCUCCCCCAGCUCUGCUGUAUCUAUGAAACAGAUCAUUUGGAUUUAAAGGCUGUUU
Messenger RNA from Seriola dumerili (greater amberjack), 4813 nucleotides. It is a transcript of the gene flvcr1, whose product is annotated as feline leukemia virus subgroup C cellular receptor 1. Gene Ontology annotation, biological process: erythrocyte differentiation; mitochondrial transport; heme export. Lineage: Eukaryota; Metazoa; Chordata; Actinopteri; Carangiformes; Carangidae. The record is from RefSeq and is a predicted model, not a curated record. Gene Ontology annotation, molecular function: heme binding; heme transmembrane transporter activity. The transcript is spliced from 10 exons. Gene Ontology annotation, cellular component: membrane; mitochondrion. Bases 223 to 1899 code for a protein of 558 amino acids.